AUGGUAGUUAAAGCGAAGAAGCAGAGCGUGAAGGAGCAGACCGCGGCGGAGAGGGAGCGCAGCCCCGCGGCUCCGGGCAGAGGCAGGCGGGCGAGGGAGAGCAGAGCGCAGCCUCAGAGCAGCCUGAACGCGUGCAGAGCGGGCAGCCUCUCCGCGCUCCUCCGGAGCAGACUCGGCCUGGGUCCGGCUGCCUCCUUCAGGCUGCUCACCGUGUUCGCUCUCGCUGUCACUGCAGGAUUUCUCCACUGGCACCAUCUCUUCCAUCUGUUUGAAAAUGACAGACAUUUCUCUCACAUGUCAGCUCUGGAGAAGGAAAUGGCCUUCAGGACUGAGAUGGGUCUGUAUUACUCCUAUUUUAAAACCAUCAUCGAGGCUCCAACCUUCCUGAAUGGGCUUCAUCUGAUCAUGAACGACAGGCUGACUGAGUAUCCGCUGGUGAUCAACACCUUAAAGAGGUUCAACUUGUACCCAGAGGUGGUCCUGGCCAGCUGGUACCGCGUUUACUCCUCCAUAAUGGACUUCUUCAGAAUCCCCACCAAGAUGUGUUGGUCCAUCAACAGAGGGGAGGGGCUGGAGCCAGUGGAGAGCUGUGAAGGAUUGGGCGAUCCUGCUUACUUCUACAUCACGUUUGUUUUCCUGCUGAACGGAGUGAUGAUGAGCCUGUUCUACGUUUACGGAGCGUAUCUGAGUGGCAGCCGACUCGGCGGAGCCGUAACAGUUCUGUGUUUCUUUUUUAACCAUGGAGAGAGUACACGAGUCAUGUGGACCCCCCCGCUGAGAGAAAGCUUCUCCUACCCUUUCCUCGUCCUGCAGAUGCUCCUCCUCACCUACAUCCUCAGGAGCCGUAAGCCAAGCCGUAACGCCAUUCUGGCUCUCUGUGUGUCUAAUGUGGUCUUCAUGCUGCCGUGGCAGUUCGCUCAGUUCGUCCUACUGACGCAGGUGGCCUCUCUAUUCGUCUCCUAUGUUCUGGGCUACCUGAGUCCAGAUAAAAUGCAGACCAUCCUAACCACCCACAUGGUGGCUCUUGGAGUGUGUUUUGUCCUGAUGUUUGGGAACUCCAUGCUGCUCACCUCUUUCUAUGCCUCCUCUCUCAUCUCCAUCUGGGGAAUUAUCGCUCUCAGGGACCGGUUCCGAGAAACCUUCAGAGCUGGACUCAUCACAUGGGUCAUGCAGUGCCUGGCUUGGGUGGUUACCACGGUCAUUCUGAAGUUCAUGCUGGCUGUAGUGUUGGGGGCGUCGGACGAUGCUCACAUCAGCAGCCUGAUCAAGUCCAAAUUCACCAGCUACAAGGACUUUGAUACCAUGAUGUACACUUGCGCCGCUGAGUUCGACUUCAUGGAGGUGGAGACGGUUCUGCGCUACAUUAAAACACUGCUGCUGCCUGUCAACGUGCUGCUGGUCAGCAUUAUUGCUGGACGGACCUUAAAGGACGUUGUCUCAUUCCUCAGACAUCCGAGCCCUGCAGAACCUGAAAAUGAUAACGGCUCUGACCAGUCGGAGAAGUUGGUGAGGGGGGUGAUGGUGUAUCACAGUCUGCAGUUGUUGGCAUUUGCAGUUCUGGCUGUUCUCAUCAUGAGACUCAAACUGUUCCUCACUCCUCACAUGUGUCUGAUGGCGUCUCUGCUCUGCUCCAGACAGCUGUUCGGUUGGCUCGGUGAAAAGCUGAAGCAUCAGGCGGCCGUCCUUGCCAUCCUGUCCAUCAUGGCUGUUCAGGGUGUGACCAACCUGCAGUACCAAUGGGGUAUCAUGGGAGAGUUCAGUAACCUGCCUCAGGAGGAGCUGCUGGAGUGGAUAAAGGAGAACACACCACAGAGUGCGGUGUUUGCGGGUGCGAUGCCCACCAUGGCCAGUGUGAAGUUGUCAACUGGCAGAGCCAUCGUCAAUCACCCGCACUACGAGGACGCAGGACUGAGAGAGCGGACGAAGCUGGUGUAUGCGAUGUACAGCCGUAAGCCGGUGGAGGUGGUGAAGAGGAACCUCAUCAGUCUGCAGGUGGAUUACUUCAUCCUGGAGGACUCGUGGUGCACCAGACGCUCCAGGCCGGGGUGUAGCAUGCCGGAGAUCUGGGACGUGGAGGACCCUCAGAACGCGGGGAAGACCCCCCUCUGUAUGAUGAUGUCCAGAGAAACUCGGCCGCACUUCAGCACCGUUUUUUACAACAGCGUUUACAAAGUGCUUAAAGUCCCCAAAGCUGCGCGGCCGUCCAGAUAACAGCGUCGCGUUAGCAUCUCUCAGCAGACGCGAGCGCGUCUGAACGGCUACUGUUCUUUCAUAAAGCUCGUCUUCUGUGAGAGCCGUUAAUCCUCGGUGUGCGUUUGUUAUGGUACCUGUAGCAGGUGUUUCACUGAGCGCGCUGCUGACUGUGACUAUUGUUAUUAUUAUUGUUGUUAUUAUUAUUAUUAUUAUUAGCUGAAAGCUGACGACCGCUCCUGCUGCUGCUCUUCACCAGAUCAGGACAUUCAAAUCCUCCACUUUUUUAGCCCUUUUCCCGGAGUGGGAACGUGUUGGGAUACAGCUUUGUGUGGAAGCUCAUUCCCGACCAAGCAGAGGAAAAAUACCCUGCGACUCUCACAGCAGCAGCACGUCCAACUUUUCACUUCGUUUCUCAAAAUAAUGACUUUUCUUAAAAUGAUAAUUUCAGACUUAUUAUUUUCUUAAAACGUAGUCAUUCUUUAUUUGGACAAAGUGAGUCAGAAUCUUCAACAAAAGAGGUUACAUUUGGGUGAAUAAGUCAUUAUGUUAGAUGUUGACUGUGUUAAUGAGCUUCAGCUUCAGCUAAACCUAAUUAGCCUUAAUUUUGGAGGGAACACUGUUUAACCCGUUGUAGCAGGACACGCCCCUUUAAGGAGGAACAAAUGAUUUUAUGGUCAUUCGACUUUAAUGUAGUAGAAAUUAUGCAGAAUCUGGUCUCAGAGAGCAAGUUCACUCAGUUUGGGUCGAUGGUAUGUUGGUCACUCUGAGUGCGUGUGUUUUUAGGAAGUCUUUAGUUCUGCAUUAUUUCCGGAGCGUGUGAAGGUCAACGCUCAGCAUGGGGGUGAAGUUGAUUUCACAAUCGGUCACUUCCUGUCAGCGUUUGCCUCGUUUCCUGUACGCUACAACCGGAGGUGAAAAAGGACGAACAGCAGAAAAACUGCAGAAGUUCAGAAGAACAAACACACGCACACAGAGAUAGUGCCAGCUCUUUAGACUGCUGAGUCCAGAACGUCCUCCUGCAGCACGUUCACCAUCACAAACACUGCUUUCAGAGUUUCCACAUGUUCUAAACAAUCAAAAAGGAGCUGUUGCAGCCUCACUGCAUCAUUACUAUAAUCCAGUGUUCUAGAUAAGUAUCUGUGGAACGUGUCAUAGCCGUCAUUAUAAACAUUAUAAACUCAAAUUAUAAAAAAAAAAAAAAAAUUCAUAACACAUUACCAUCCACCUAAAAUGUUCCUUUAGUCUGUUGUUCUCUGAGCUGCUCAAGCACCGAUCUGGAGAACUUUAGGUUCCACUUUAGAAUAAGACUGACCCUAUAAAUGGUUUAAAAUGAGUUUAUUAUUAAUUAGCUCAAACACCUCAGUCAUCAAAAACAGUUCUAACACUAAUAAAACAUGCUGUAUGCCAAGUCAGCCCAUCACAACACUUCUGAAUCAGGUAGAGCAGGUAUGGCACACUGUGGGCGGAGCUACACUCCUAAUAAUGAUAGUUCUUCAAGGCUUCUUUAAUAAAGACUAUGAUUCUAUAUAGAACCACUCACACCCAAAGAGCCCUUUGCAUGAUUAAAGGGUUGUCUGUAUAGUGAAAUGGUUCUUCAGAUUAAUGGAGAAUGUGUUAUGGUUCUAUAUAGCACCAAAAGGGGCUCUGCUGUUGUUUUAAGCUAGACACCACAACAAAAGCAGAACCCUUUUUGGUUGUACAUUACUGUACACUACUUUUGGUUCUACACUGCUUUUGGUUCUACACAGUCUAUCACACUGAAGAACGAUUUCAUCAUGCAAAGAAUCAUUUAGGCAUGAUGUGCUUCUAAAUAGAUCCAUUACCUUUACUAAAGAACAGUUGAAGAAUCUUUUUUUUUUAAGAGUGUAGGAUCUCCAGGCCCACAGCUGAUGACAUCUGGUGUCAGCGAUCGCAGGUUCACUAUUUGGCGAACAGGUCACUGUUGCCCUUUUAUUUGUGUCGCGUUUUAAUAAGAAUUUUAAGCUGUUUAUGAUCCAACAACCAUUGAUAAACCAUUAAUAGCCUCAUUAUAAACCAUUUAUAAACCACUGUGUAAGUGUACAGAGGUUUAAAUAAAAAUAAUAUGGUACAAACGUUUUAUCCCGAAUGAACCAAACUGCUAAAAUGUUUUUAUCGUGCUGAUAUUAAAAAGAAAAACAUAUCCAAAUUAUUGAUCAUCAAAAGAAAAUCAGUCCUGAUACAUCUUCAUACAAAGGGUCAUCAUUUUGGACCAAUCAGAAGACGUUUUGUAGCAUUUUUUUCACCAUAAUGUAGCGGUUAUUCGUGAAUGGGGUGACUGUAAUGUAUGUUCGCUUAUGUUAGAUAACAGUCAGUUUUGUUGGUCAGUUCCUCAUUAGAUUUAAAGAUUAGCUGGAAUUUUUACAACUAUAAAUAGACAAAAACAAAAUCAGACGAGAUCAGAUUUCUGAGGUUCUGAACUAACAAUGCCUGAUUGGCUUUACGCUAACACACGGCAGAGUGGACACAAGCCAGACUGGCCUCAGGCUUCUCUGACCCAGUGCAUCAUGUGAAACCAUAAAAGUGCAUCAGGCUUUAAUGAUAAACGUGAUGUUCAGUGUAGAAAUUAAAUGGACCCGUUCAUUAUUCUUACCCACGAUGCAGUGCGCCUCGUCAUUAGUGUUACCUUUAUUAUUAACAACCUGAAACUUUAGAGAGGACAAAAAUAUUUUAUGUGGAAAUUUGAUUUUAAUUGUUUUUUACUGUUUAUUUUCAGUGAUCUUUAUGAAUAAAGUUGUUUGUAAUUUUGCAAA
Pygocentrus nattereri (red-bellied piranha) is the source of this 4964-nucleotide messenger RNA. RefSeq names its product dpy-19-like 1, like (H. sapiens) (gene dpy19l1l). NCBI's taxonomy places the organism in Eukaryota, Metazoa, Chordata, Actinopteri, Characiformes, Serrasalmidae. The coding region runs from base 1 to 2211 and encodes 736 amino acids. Gene Ontology annotation, cellular component: nuclear inner membrane. The record is from RefSeq and is a predicted model, not a curated record. The transcript has 22 exons. Gene Ontology annotation, molecular function: mannosyltransferase activity.